Messenger RNA from Melozone crissalis (California towhee), 1098 nucleotides. RefSeq names its product trafficking protein particle complex subunit 3 (gene TRAPPC3). NCBI's taxonomy places the organism in Eukaryota, Metazoa, Chordata, Aves, Passeriformes, Passerellidae. The transcript is spliced from 6 exons. Gene Ontology annotation, cellular component: cis-Golgi network membrane; TRAPP complex; cytosol. Bases 84 to 674 code for a protein of 196 amino acids. The record is from RefSeq and is a predicted model, not a curated record. Gene Ontology annotation, biological process: intra-Golgi vesicle-mediated transport; endoplasmic reticulum to Golgi vesicle-mediated transport.
CGUGGUGCCGCGCGGCGUCCCGGGGAUCCCUUGGUGCCCGCGGCGGACAGAGCGGCCGGGCCGGGCCGGGCCGGGCGGACACGAUGUCGCGACAGGGCGGGCGCGGCACCGAGAGCAAGAAAAUGUAUUGGUAUUUGCCAUUCAUUUCACCUUCUGCCUCUCUGCAGCUCAUGAACUCGGAGCUGUUCACGCUGACCUACGGUGCCCUGGUGACCCAGCUCUGCAAGGACUACGAGAAUGAUGAUGAUGUCAACAAGCAGCUGGACAAAAUGGGUUACAACAUCGGUGUCCGGCUCAUCGAGGACUUCCUGGCCCGCUCCAAUGUUGGGAGGUGCCACGAUUUCCGUGAAACUGCAGAUGUUAUAGCAAAGAUUGCAUUUAAAAUGUACCUGGGCAUCACUCCGAGCAUCACCAACUGGAGUCCUGGGGGCGACGAGUUCUCCCUGAUCUUGGAAAACAACCCCUUGGUGGACUUUGUGGAGCUCCCUGACAACCACUCAACCCUCAUCUACUCCAACCUGCUCUGUGGGGUGCUGCGAGGUGCCCUGGAGAUGGUGCAGAUGGCUGUCGAUGUGAAGUUUGUCCAGGACACCCUGAAGGGCGACAGCGUCACAGAAAUAAGGAUGAAAUUCAUCAGGAGGAUUGAAGACAACCUUCCAGCUGGGGAAGAGUGAACCACAGCCCCAUCUCCCUGGGGACUGGAGGGACCAGCUGGGUUUGGCCAUUAGCUGUCCUCACAGAUCCACAGGGAUCUCCUGCCCCUGCACACUCAGACUGACUCACUGACUGUCUCAGAUGUUCUUUUCUUCUACUCUCACUUCCAUCCUCUGUAGAAGAUGAUUGUCUGGUUGCUGUUUAUUUCCCAGGUUCAUUCUGAAGCUUUUUCAUCAGGUGAUGUCCUUUUCCCUCCCCCUGGGGGCUUCCCAAGCUCAGUUUCCAGUUGUGACCCGGGCUGUGUGACAACAACUGCUCAGACUCCAGGAGAGCUCCGGUCUCUUCACAUCGGUGUCGGAGGGCCAGAAUUGGAGACCAAGCUACAAGAGCCCACUGAUUCCCUGCUAAACCCUGUCCUUCCUUAAAUGAGGUGUUCAAAAUCCA